UUGGAUGACAAGAUUUCAAUUAUACUAAUGGUGUAUGUACACACGUUCACGGUGUGCUUUCUCUUUGUCCGUGAGGAGGUUUUGAGGCUAUAGCAGUGGCACGUGGCGUCUUUCUCUGCUUCUCUUGGGUUCCCCUCAUCUUGCUGGUACCACACCCAGCUUAGAGUUGUGGCAAUGGAACGGGUAGAGCAGCACUUGGGCCACGUCACAUGAGGGAAAUAUGUGUAGCCACAGAGGGAACAAGCUCCCUAGUGCUGAUACAAGGCACUAGGCUUGAUCCCGACUAGGAAACCGAAGAUUGACGUCCCGGUCCUCAAAGGUGGCUCCUUGCUGAACCCAGCACGCAUAUCCCCUUUUCUCUAGGACCAAGGCCCAUCAUGCAAGCCCAAGAGUCGCCUUCCCCCUUCUGGUGGCCUUGCUUCCCCCUAGACUGGUCACCACUUCCUACCCACCUUUUAUCUCCUGCCCUCUCUCAAAGAGGAACUGCUGCUAUCGGUAGCAACUGCUUUCCUUUGGGCUUAUUCUGAGGUAUUAUGUGACAUGCAGUGUGCUGCCUUUGCCUGAGAGCGACUCGGACAGCAGAUGUGCGCGCUGGGUCCCUGUGAGGUUCUGCAAGUAUGUGUCUGUCCCCUGCUCCGGGCUGUGCAACACAUAGAUUGAUCUGUGUCAUCCUCUGUGUUGGCCACCCUCUCAGCUACACGACCCCGCGGAGGGGUGGGAGCUGCUUCCCCCGAAGACUGUGCAGGCAGGGAAGAGCAAACAGAGAUGAGGGCUCUCCUGAUGGUGUGUCUGGCCGCUGUCCUCUGCGUGGAGGUUGCUAACUUGCUGAUGUGCUACACCUGCACCAACCAGACCAGCAAUGAUCAGUGCCUGACAACUUCCCCAUAUACCAAAAACGAGACAGCCUGUGCGACUAUAGUUGAGGAGAAAGGUGCUGGCAUUCACCAACAGAAGUUGAUCAGCAAAAACUGUGUUUCGGCUUGCAGUGCGUUUCAAGACCUUUACGAAUGUUGCAGUCAGGAUAACUGCAAUCGCAGCGAGGCAUCUGGGAUGUGCCCUCCCACGCUGGUGCUGGGAUCUGUAGUUCUGGUCAGUGUUGCCAGGCCCCUUCUCUGGACUGGACUGUAAUCAAGUCCCUGUUGAAUAACCCACGCAAGCUGCUUUAACCCAUCCUGGUCCCCCAGCACCUCCAGUCGUUUUGUCCUUCUGUUCCCAGAAUGUCUUCUGAACAUCUGCUGUUCAGGCACGG
Messenger RNA from Athene cunicularia (burrowing owl), 1249 nucleotides. Its product is annotated as lymphocyte antigen 6E-like. The transcript is spliced from 3 exons. The coding region runs from base 766 to 1128 and encodes 120 amino acids. The record is from RefSeq and is a predicted model, not a curated record. NCBI's taxonomy places the organism in Eukaryota, Metazoa, Chordata, Aves, Strigiformes, Strigidae.